This is a messenger RNA of Eriocheir sinensis (Chinese mitten crab), 8695 nucleotides long. RefSeq lists its product as uncharacterized. The record is from RefSeq and is a predicted model, not a curated record. Lineage: Eukaryota; Metazoa; Arthropoda; Malacostraca; Decapoda; Varunidae. The transcript is spliced from 7 exons. Bases 1284 to 4979 code for a protein of 1231 amino acids.
AUUAGACGAAUGGUCCCUUGCAUUGUUUUCCUCUAAAUUCUGUGGUUUCAAGGAGACGAUUAAAUUCAUACUUGGAGGUUUUCGUAGACCGUCGAACAUAUGGUAGCGAAAGAAACAGUCCAGGAACAGUCUUGAAACAGUCCCUCAGAGCAAUACAAACAGAGCGGAUUAAACGAAUGAUCCCUUGUGUUGUUUUCCAUUAAGUUCCGUGGUUUCAACAUUCCCUCGGGCUAAGAACACGAGCAGACCAGAAGACCAAUUAUUCCUAGUCAUUCCACGCCACCAAAGAUCUUUCCUAGUCUAAGUAACAACAGCGUAAGCCUUUUGACUUUUUCCCUUGCAUUUUGAGGCCAUAAAACAAGACAAACAGACAGCCUCAGAAACUUCCAAAAAUCUCUACUCUAGUCACUAAAGUCCUUUCUAGCUUUAAAUAUUUAGUGAAAACGUUUUGAUUGUCUUCUAGUUUCUUCGGGAGGCUUUAACACGACGCAAUCAGGAGAACAAUCGUCUUUGGAAACUCAGACACCACAAAUCCCUUUCCUGAUCACUGAGUCUUCCCUCUUCUGGUGAUCAAGGAAGGACUCAUUUAGUACUUUCUUUAACUUUCUUAACACGCUGGGCAUACCAAGACACCCAGCAAGAGAGUCAGCCAAUCAUAACACGAGGUAUUCAGGAGGACUAGACGCCAUUUCCUAACCUCUUCAAAACCCCCCAAACCGAUCCCCUACGAAAACAAUCCUAUCCCACAACUCAAUCAUCCUUUCUUUGUCCUCUAACAUCCACUAACAUCAACCCAACAAGGACGCCAAAGAGUCAACUAACGCAAGGCAGCCAAGAGGACAAGACGCCAUUUCUUAACCACUCCUAAACACCAAAGAUCAAUCCCUUACCCAAACAAUCCUAUCCCACGACUCCAUCAGCCUCCCUUGACCUUCCUUUGUAAUCUAACGCCUACCCAACGAGGUCAAAAAGUCAACUAACACGAGGCAACCAAGAGAACAAGACGCCAUUUCCUAACCACUCCUAAACCCCAAAAACCGAUCCCUUACCCAAACAAUCGCAUCCCACAACUCCAUCAGCCUCCCUUGACCUUCCUUUGUCUUCCUUAACUUUACUGAUACGAACCGGACGAGACCCUUACCCUUGCCCCUAUCCCUUCACCCCCAACACCAUGCCCCUGCCAGCCCCUUGAACCCCCUCCCUCGUGCCCCCUGAGGCUGGCGGCAGGGCUCAGGGAUCAUUGGAGGCUGUGAGGCGCCGAGGAGGGACGCAGAGGCUCCAAGAUGACGCCGCGGGGGAACACGUCAGGGUCCGUCAAAGGAUUCCUGGACGUGAAGAUCCCCGCGAGGAAGAGACGAAGCAUUUCCCUGUUUCGGCAACACAUGAUGAAAGUGCAGGUGUGGAAACGGAGGUGCUGGGUGGUAGUGCGCGGGGACCGGUCGCCCGAGGACACCGCGAGUCGCACCAACCAGCUCAGCCUCAGCGUGGAAAUCUACACGAGGCAUGAAGGAUCCGGCGACCACCCCACCGAGGGAACCAUCCUACAUCUCGACCUCGUGCACAGGAUACGAAGAGCCAAGUCUAAGUCCCACCCGUACGCCUUCGAGGUCUGCGGCAGGAGGGGCGAGGCGCUGCUCUACCUCAGCGGCCAGAGCGAGACAGAGUCGCAGAAAUGGAUGGCGGAGAUUCGCAACAUCCUCUGGCCCCCGACACACCUGGAGGCCAUCAGCAGAGCACACGGGAACACAUGGGAGGUGAGCGCCAUCAGCGUGGGGGAUGCGGGCGCCGACUGGACGAGUUUGGCUGGCCUGUACGGAAGGCUCACGGUGCGGGACGCCAAUCUACUCAUCAAGGAUACCCAUAAUGGUACGACGCGCGUGGAGUGGCCGCUGACGUCCGUGCAGCGAGUGUGCGUGGCGACGGGCGGUGAGGUGGAGGAUGAGGGCAAGAUUUUCAUCGUGCAGACCAGGCAGUCACACCCCUGCGGCGAGGCCUACCUCUACUUCUUCUCGCCGGAGCUGAGCGCCCUGCUGGAGGGGCUGCAUGAGGCUGUCUCGGAGCUCAUCACUGCCUCGGGCGCCGACGAUGUGUCUUUCAUCAGCGACAUGUCGGAGUUGUCGGGGGCCCUCAGCUCCGUGGUGGUGCUUCCGCCGCGUCUGCCGGACCCACCCAAGAUGCGCAAGGCCACCUCCGUGAUGGACCUGGCGCAGAUCCACGAACUGCAGCCGCUCUGCAACGUACACACGCCCCCGAGGCUCAGCAGCAGCCAGUGCAACCUCGCCGAGGAGCCGCGGGGGGAGCCGCCCCUGCCGGGCCGCCUGCUGGGGCACUCCCGUCGCAGAUCCAUGAGCGAGACCAACCUGGCCAAGCUGUGCCUCGACGAGACCGACGAGGAGCUCGAGUCGCGCGACGACGACCUCGAGGACGCUGACCUGCGCCAGACUGACCUGCCCAAGGACCGCACUUCCUCGUCGGGCUCCUACAACUCCUACAGGUCCACGGACAGCGGCGUGCGGCUGUCCGCCUCGCCCUCCACGCACUGUGACGGCGGCCGGUACAUGUCUGAGAACGCCACGCGCCGCUUCGUCACAAAGUCAGACUCGCUGGACUCCGGCGUGAGGGCCUGCGUCAAGGAGGACGCGCGUACCGACGCCGGAGGUGAGGGUGACGACGGCAAAAAGGACGCCACGAGCGGGGACGGCAAAACGGAGGGGUCGUCGCGGCGCGGCAUGGGCGCCCUGGAGGAAGAACCUGACGUGGACACCAAGGUGGGCGCCUGGUGUCUGCAGAGUGCCCGCGCCAGGCGGACAUUCUUCACCAAGAACCUAAACGUGACCAGCGCCGCCUACAAGGAGCGCAAGGUGGUGCGGCAGCUCAAUAGGACCAUGUCAGAGUCGUACAAGGAGGUGGUGGACAAGCACGACGACUACCGCCGCAUGUCCGAACUGCCAGCCGUGCCCAAGACGUGCACAGUGUACGAAGAGAUUGUAGACGUGCUCAAGCCGCUAAGCGCCGCCGCACAGCAGCCCAAGGAACACGACUACGAGGAGCUGGACAAGUGCCGCCGAGACAUCAAGCGAAGCUACAGCUUCCAGGAGAAGUCCAAACCCCCGCCGCUGCCACCCAGGAGGCCCAAGUCGUUUUCGCCGGACCCAUGGGCCGAGGAGGCCAUGACCAAAUCCGGCACGCUGAGGAAAAUCUUUGGUCUCUCCUUCCAAAGCAAGUCCCACUCCACGGACAGCAUGCUGGACGUGGAGAGCUCUAACUACGACGACCUCACCACGCUGGGCAGCGCCGAUGUGGCCCUCGUACAGGCCAUUGGCACACUGCCCCGCGUCAGGAAGAAAAUCGGUCCCGAGCGGCAGACCAGCAGAUCGGCGUCCCCAAAGAUGUCCCCCAAGCAGAAAGCACGCUCCCUGUUUGGGGUGUCGCCAAGCAGAUCCCCGAUGAUCCCGCGUCCCAAACACCUCUUCCUCUUCAAGGGGUCGGCACGCGAGGAGCUGCAGGUGUCACCGCACACGAAGCCACCCUUCAGGCUACACAGACAGUUCUCGCUGCAGGCUCAGCGGACACCCAGCACUGAUGGCUCUCUGGCGGAUAUAUCCACUCCUGAAACCCCCCAGACACAACAACAACAGCAACAACAACAACAGCAGCAGCAGCAGAGCGGAGCCCAGAGACAGUACUGGCGGCCCGAGUCGGCAGGUGGCGGGACUGGGUCAGGGUCAGAGAGUGCGGGAGGCGGAGACGACGGCAGCGGUCCAGGGGCCUCUAAGGACUCCUACGCCUUCCUCAAGUCUCCCAAGCUAAUGACAAAGACCUUCAGCUUCUUGAAAAAGUUUCCGAAGGAGAAGUCCGGUUCGCUGGAGCGUCAACGCAAGUCCGGCAUCAACUUCGUGCCACCGCAGGACCCGGUGACUAAGUUCCCCAACAGUUACUCAAUGGACAGUUUCGCGGUGGAGAAGGGCGCCCAGAGUUGCGGCACGCCCUCCAGGGACCCAGAGUCAGACUGGGGUGAGGGCGACGUGCUACCGGGAUGCCGCCUCCGCUCCAUGUCCUACCUGCCGCCCGCCUCCCCCGCCAUCAGGAUCCCCUUCCACUCCCACCACGACUCCACCUCCACCACACCCGCCGGCACCCCCACCAGCCACUCCUUCAGUCCCCUCCGCAAGGCCAGCUCCCCGCAACCACCGACCGAGGCUCUGGGCGGCUGCUGGAGCGAGUGUGAGUCCCACCUGACGCCCGGAGGUCACUCGCUGCCGCCCCGGGAGCCGCCGCCGCCUCCCGCCCCACACGAGCCACACUACGCCAACUUGCCGCACCAUGACCCAGACUACAUGUCCAUGGACGAGGUACGCGGCGCCUUCAGGAGGAUCUCCAACGCCUCGGCCAGUGAAGGGCGGCGGGACAGUGGUGGCUACCUAUCGAUGGGAGAGAUUCGGUCGUUCCAGAGGCCGUGCGAGGCGCCCGAGUGCCCCGGCUGCAGCGUGUCCCACCACGACUGUCAGCCGGAGCGGGACCCACAGCCGCCGGAGGAGCACGAGUACAUGUCGAUGGACGACAUUCAGUCGGUGCUGCACACCGAGUUUCCGGGGAUCUACUCCACCUCGGAGGAGGACAAGGACGUAUACAAGGGCUGCGGCUUCAAGAGCGCCCCGAGCAGCCGCAAGACUUCUUACUGCGAGGGUUCCGACUACCUGACGCCACAGGAGGUGGGCCGCAUGAUCCGGCGGGAGGUGCUGGCCAUUCGGCGGGGGCGUGAGGGCACCGCCGAGCUGCAGCACCACCUCCAUCACCCCCAGCACUCACACUCCCAGCACCUCACCACGGCACACCACUUCGACCCUCACCAUCACCACCACCUCCACCACCACCACCUCCACCCGCAGCAACAGCAGCAGCAGCAACAGCAGCAGACACCACAGUCGCAGCAGCAGGACCCUUCCCAACACAAGCAGUACCACCACCACCACCACUAACACCACCCUGGCCAUCCCCUUCCCACUUCCUCUUCCCACACCACCAACACCACCACCGCUACUUCUUCCACCACUACUACCACUUCUACUACUGCUAACACAACGCCCCCGUCACUGCCACUGACGCCACCACACACACACACACACACACACACACACACAGAGGCGAUGAUGUCCCUCUCAAAUGAAGCUCUUUUUACGCCUUACUGGACCACUAAGCUCACCACUACGCAUUCAGCGCUUUUUUAUAAUGCAUAUAGAGCCCCACAACUGUAAGUAUCCCCACUUCUAUAGAUUCCUGACUCAGUGUGCUUAAUAAGAGUAAGAAAGAGAGAAAGGAAGAUUAGAAAGAGACAGAAGGACAGAAAGCCCUGGUGAGUUUGUGUGUACGUACGUGCAUUUAGAAAUCGUAUAUAAGGAGCCGUGUACGUGGAUUUCGCUGUGUGUACGUGACAGUCAUGGAUGUGUCAUGGUUGUACAGAUAUAACAAUUUUCUAACCUUCAGUAAGAGCGACGAGGCGAAGGUGAUCUUGAAGGUGCCAAAUAUUCGACCUAAGUCUUCGAUUCCUCUUCCUCAUCCCUUCCCUUCCCGGCCACGAGUCCCUCCCUUCUUUCCGGACCUUCUCCCCAUAACCUUCCCUUUUUCCUAGGUCCUCCAGCCUUCCUUUUUGGAGACAAGAACUCAAAAUUUAAUAGUUGUUUCCCUUUCCUCACCCUCACCCCUCCCCUCGCCCCCACCUCCUCCUCCUCCACCUCAGCUCAAAAAUAUGAACUGUGUUUAGAGAUUUGUAAACUCGUAGACGCCUGUCUCCUGUCUUCCUUCAUUUGAUUGUGUUCUACAUUGGGCCUGUGGGUAGUUCGUCGACUCAAUGAGACCCGGAACGAACCCAACUGAACCCCUGACCAAACUCGAGUGAGACCCAGACAGGAUCCUGCUAAACCGAAAUAAGUUCAAUAGGAUCAUGGCUUUGUGACAUGACGCUGGAAACCGAACCCUUUCAUGUGAACUCCAUGUGUCCCCUUGCAAUGGAGCCCGAGGAUGAAGCAUGGAUGAAACUGAACGAAGCCGAGAAGAACCGAAGCAACGAGAACCGCGUGACGUCAUCAAACAAUAGAGAACCAAAUGAACACUUAUGCUUGUUUAGAAGUGAAAAUUCCUUGUAUUUUAGCAGAGAUUUUAAUAUUAAGGGCCUGACCACCCCUCAGAGAGAGAGAGAGAGAGAGAGAGAGAGAGAGAGAGAGAGAGAGAGAGAGAGCAUUUCAUUCAAGUAAUUUCUCCUUUUCUCCCCGACUCUGCUGGUGCGAUCCUUAGGUGGUGGCCAGUUACACACACCAAUGAUGAUGAUGAUGAUAAUAAUAAUAAUAAUAAUAAUAAUAAUAAUAAUAAUAACUGUGAUGACCUUCCAACAUCCACUUAAACCGCUUCAGAGAAGUAGAAGUCAACCAAGAAACGAGAAAAUGUAUUGAUAUAAAACAAAUUUUCAAGUAUAAUGACCGCCUUAUACUCUUCCAAAAUACGAUGCUCUCCCUCUUAGCUCGCAGCACAUACAGUGAAUGACUGAAUAAAAUAGAAAGGCGACGGAUAAUUUAUUGAAUGAAUUUAACUCCCUUGAUUACGUUCAGUGUUCCCUCCUCGGCUCACACACGUGCGUUCAAAUAAGUGUCUGUGUGCACCAGCAGCGGCGGAGGCAGGAGCAGAAAAGGAGGAAUUUACGUGUUGAUUAUCCUCCCAAGUGAACGGUGACGACACGGGAACGAGUGUAUCCUUCUCCCUCACCCAAACACACCCAGUUUUAUGCCCGACAAUACUUGAAGUGUAUGGUGCCGCGGCAGGCCAGUCAGUCCUUCCUCGUGCACUUCCGUUACAGUAUCGACACAACGCCAGAUGUAUGUACGACAAUACUCAGAGGUGUAUCAUUACAUUUCCAUAAUUAAAGCAACACCAGCCUGCCGGAUAUAUGCACGACAAUACUCAGAACUGCACGGGAGAGCGGCAGGACAGCUAACCCUUUAAUUAAUGUGUUACACUUUCAUUACCAUAUCGAAACCCUGCCAGAUGCACAACAAUACUCAGCAGUGUACGAGAGCGCGGCAGGCCCAUCCACCCACCCAUUCAUCCCCUCCUUCCCUCACCACCGCCACCCUUGCGUUCAUUGUUCCUGGAUAUUUGCAUACGAGAUACGUAGCUUUCAUACGCACGCCGGAUAUGCAUAAUUACGGCUGAUAUAUAAGUCCGCCUUUUUUGUGUGUACGGUUUUAUUCCGAGCUCUCGAGUCCACUCCCGUUAGCUGGUCGGCGGGCUGGCUCGGGUUAUGUUGGUUGGCUCUUAUUACAGUGUUAUAUAUUGGUUCGCUGUUCCAUAGGUGUUCGUUUUGAUAUGAUGACAAUAUUAUGCUUCCUUAAUUACACACACACAAUGUUAUAUAUAUAUCGCAGUCUUUUUUUGUGCGUGCUUCUCAGUGACGCAUGUGUGUAUAUAUUCGUCUAUUUUGAACGUUUUUACUUUUCUGUGUAUGUGUGUGCUUCAUGGGAGUGGAAUAAUGGAGGAUAAAAAAGAUGGAAAGGUUUUGGAGAAAGAGAUGGAGAAAUGUUGGAGAAGAGGACAAUGUGCAGAAAUUUUGGAGGAGAAAGAGAGAUGGAGAAAUUUGGAAACAGAGAGAUGGAGGGGUUUUUUUUAGGAGAGAGAUGGAGAUAUUUUUUGAGGGAUAAAUUUCCAAGCAAAAGGGAGAGCAGAAAUGAAGACAAAAAAUAAUCCCCCGAAUAAGAUGCUAACCCCGAGAAAAAAUAAAACGUGACAGAAUCGAAAAAAAAAAAAGUAAAGCGUAGGAUAAAACGAGCAAAGAACUGCCGAAGAGGAUUUGGAUCAACUUACGAAUAUUUAAAUAGACUUGAAUGAAUAAAGACCGAAUAUUUUAGGUACAGUGUGUUCAUAUAACCCAGAGCGAGAGAUUACCUUUUUACCUGGCAGCCUACCUGGUCACGUGACUCGAACAGGUGAAAGUGAUUAACAAAGCGGGAUCCAUAAUCUCAUUACUAGUUAAUUACCAAGAGCAGGUUUAAACGGAUGGCUUUAAUAUAUUUGGUGAGAUGGCAGCUUAGUUUAAAUGUUUAAAAGGUAAAUUGAGUCUGUCAUCCUUGAAAAAAAAAAUAAUGACUCGCAAAAGUUAACUAAGAAAGAUAUUUUAUUAUUGUAUUAACACCUCUCUCUCUCUCUCUCUCUCUCUCUCUCUCUCUCUCUCUCUCUCUCUCUCUCUCUCUCUCUCAUUACCUCCAACAUGGCGGCAAGUCAGUAUGCACAAAUUCAUUUAUAAAAGCAACCCCUUCCCCACUCCCUCCCCACCCCCGUGACCCCCACCCCCCUCACUUAACACCCAAACUCCCCCCUUUUCAUCUAUACGGAUUUAAAUUGCCCAAAUGACACCUGUUGUUGUUGCUGUUGUUGUUGUUAUUAUUGUCGUCUGGAGGUGUGUGUUUGAGGGGGGGGGGGUGUAAAGGGUAAGGGGGUGAUAAGUGAAAGAGGGGUCAAGGAAUAAAGAGGUCAAGGUCAGGUUCAAGGUCAGGUCAGGUCAGGUCAUGUGUGUUCAGGAUUUAAUGGGUCAACUCGGUUUUUUUUUCUCCAUGUUCAACCCUUUUUUCCCCACUCACUCCGUUUAUUAACAUCAUUACCGUUAUUAUAAUUAUUUUUCUUUCAUUUUCUUAAUAAAAGGAAAACUGUC